AUGGCCGUUAAGGCAAUGAAACAGUUGGGUUUUUCAACUGUUAGUGGUGUUCACACUAACCGUUUUUUCACACUCAAUAUAAAGAGAAUCGUUUAUGAGCUGGAUUAUCAAGAUUCUUCAUUUGAUUUUGUUUUGUCUAGAGAUCUUGAUAAGGUUUAUGUUCCUGCUUUGCUUGUACUUGAGGUUGAACAUGUUCUUAAGCCUAACGGAAUUGGUGCACUUCUUGUUGGUGCUAAAAGUUCACACCAUAAUGAUUUGAGUAGAUCAGCUACACCAGUUUCAUCAUUGUUGAGAUCUUCUAGUGUUGUUCAUGUUGAUUCUAUUGAUGAUGAACUUAACCUUGUUGUUUUCAAGAAAAGAUCUGAAAAUGCAACAUCUUUUUUCAACCACCAUCAGCUUAGUUUACCUGCUGAUUGUCCUAGUUUGGCGUUAACCAAACCUCUUAUAGAUCUAAUGGAACCUCUUGUGAGUGAGAAACCGAAACCGUCCUAAGCGACGCCGGUUUAAUAUUUGCCCAAGUUUGUAGAUGUUUCUAAUAGGAAGAGGUUGGUGUAUAUUGAUAUUGGGGUAGGAGAGAUUUUGAAUGCAAAUGUCAGUGAUUGGUUUCUACCUUCAUAUCCAAUUGAUCAGAAAGAUUUCAAUGUUUAUUUUGUUCACUACAACACUUCCAUAAUGUUGUCUCAUGUGAAGAGACCUGGUAUCACGUUUGUUUAUCACCCUGGAUUAGCCGGUAAGGUCGUCACCGAGGCCGAUGUUGAUGUUCAUGAGGAGGAAGAUGAAGAAGUGGAUCCUUAUGUUGGGGAGGAAGAGUUUGAUUUCCUUGCUUGGUUUAAAGAAACAGUGCAAUAUGCUGAUUUUGUUGUGUUGAAGAUGAAUGCAGGUGAAGUUGAACUCAAGUUUCUUUCUGAUGUAUUUGACAGUGGAGCUAUAUGCUUUGUUGAUGAGUUGUUUCUAAGAUGUCCUGAUAUCACAAGCAAGGAAAGUUGCAUGGAUGUUGACAAAAGUCUAAGAGAUGAAAAGUCGGCUAGUGACGGAUUUCAAGAAGCUAUAAACUUGCUGCAAUCACUUACUUUAAAAUCUGAAGCCAGUGGGCUUGAGCAACGGCGGCUAUCAGUUCUAGACUUCCUUAGAAACCAACUGACAGAUGAUGAUAAAUAA
Messenger RNA from Lathyrus oleraceus (garden pea), 1158 nucleotides. RefSeq lists its product as uncharacterized. The transcript has a single exon. The record is from RefSeq and is a predicted model, not a curated record. Lineage: Eukaryota; Viridiplantae; Streptophyta; Magnoliopsida; Fabales; Fabaceae.